This is a messenger RNA of Mobula hypostoma (lesser devil ray), 147 nucleotides long. RefSeq lists its product as uncharacterized. Lineage: Eukaryota; Metazoa; Chordata; Chondrichthyes; Myliobatiformes; Myliobatidae. The transcript is spliced from 2 exons. The record is from RefSeq and is a predicted model, not a curated record. The annotation marks the transcript as partial.
CUCUCUCAAUCUCCCACUCAAUCUCCCCCCUCAACCUCCCCCUCAACCUCCCCUCUCAAACUCCCCCCUCUCAACCUCUCCCCUCUCUCAACCUCCCCCCCAACCUCCCCCUCAACCUCCCCCCUCUCAACCUCCCCCCUCUCAACC